ACAAAACGAGGUAACUUUAAACUAUAAUGAUGGGCAAAGGUGUUGUAGGUACGAUUCUGCUCUUCAUGUUGAUCGGUUCGGUUUUUGUUGAGACUCGUCCCAUUGGUGGUCUAACAAAGACUGAAGAGAAGAAACUCGUGGCUGAUUUUAUCGAUGGCUUAUCACUGGGUUCGAUCAAAGACUCAGGUCCCAGUCCAGGGAAGGGUCAUAAUUUCGUGGACGGAAGUGAUACGUCCCGAUUUGAAAAGCACUACGGUCCAAGCCCAAGAGGACUGGGUCACUAAUUUUUCAAAUCUUAGUUCAACCCCGGCCGGUUUAAAUUCCCGUCUCCAUCUAGGUCCAAAAUAUUGUUUCAUUUUUGUUCGGCUGGUUUAAAUUCCCGUCUCCAUCUAGGUCCAAAAUAUUGUUUCGUUUUUGUUAAAGAGUCAAU
Brassica oleracea var. oleracea is the source of this 430-nucleotide messenger RNA. RefSeq lists its product as uncharacterized. The record is from RefSeq and is a predicted model, not a curated record. The transcript has a single exon. Gene Ontology annotation, biological process: innate immune response; regulation of developmental process. Lineage: Eukaryota; Viridiplantae; Streptophyta; Magnoliopsida; Brassicales; Brassicaceae. The coding region runs from base 27 to 284 and encodes 85 amino acids.